Dipodomys ordii (Ord's kangaroo rat) is the source of this 2309-nucleotide messenger RNA. It is a transcript of the gene Ankrd6, whose product is annotated as ankyrin repeat domain 6. Gene Ontology annotation, molecular function: protein binding. The record is from RefSeq and is a predicted model, not a curated record. Lineage: Eukaryota; Metazoa; Chordata; Mammalia; Rodentia; Heteromyidae. The coding region runs from base 134 to 2149 and encodes 671 amino acids. The transcript is spliced from 13 exons.
UGAAGAUGGCCUAGUCAUAAGGCACCUUCAAUGACUGUGCGCAUCGUUCCCCGUGCCAGCCAGCCUGGACCAGUGGCUUCGUGUUGAGCAGAAGGAACUUGGGCACCCGCUGAACCUCUUUCUGUGCUAAUUCAUGAGCCAGCAGGAUGCGGUCGCUGCGCUGUCAGAACGCCUUCUCAUAGCUGCGUACAAAGGCCAAGCAGAGAAUGUGGUUCAGCUCAUCAACAAGGGCGCCAAGGUAGCGGUUACCAAGCAUGGCCGAACCCCCCUGCAUCUUGCUGCCAAUAAGGGCCAUCUUUCUGUGGUCCAGAUCUUGCUGAAGGCUGGCUGUGACCUUGAUGUGCAGGAUGAUGGGGACCAGACGGCCUUGCACCGGGCCACAGUGGUGGGGAACACGGAGAUCAUCGCGGCCCUGGUGCAGGAAGGCUGUGCCCUGGACAGACAGGACAAGGAUGGGAAUACAGCCCUGCAUGAAGCCUCCUGGCAUGGGUUCAGCCAGUCAGCCAAACUACUUGUUAAAGCUGGAGCCAAUGUACUUGCCAGGAACAAGGCAGGGAACACAGCCCUGCACCUGGCUUGCCAGAACAGCCACUCUCAGAGCACGCGUGUCCUCCUGCUGGGUGGUUCCCGCGCUGACCUCAAAAAUAACGCAGGCGACACCUGUUUGCACGUUGCUGCGCGCUAUAAUCACUUGCCCAUCAUUCGGCUUCUCCUCAGUGCUUUCUGUUCUGUCCAUGAAAAGAACCAGGUCAGUGCAGGUGUCUUCGCCAUCCCCACGCUCCAGGCAGGCCAGACCCCACUGGAGACCGCCCGCUACCACAACAAUCCAGAAGUUGCUCUGCUCCUCACGAAAGCUCCCCAGGGAAGUGUGUCGGCCGGGGACACUCCCAGCAGUGAACAGGCUGCUCUCAGAAAAGAAGAAGCCAGGGAAGAUUUCCUGUCUGCCUCUCCUGAACCCAGAGCAAAGGAUAACCGGAGGAGAAAGUCCAGACCCAAGGUGUCGGCCUUGUCUGACCCCACCCCAGCAGCUGACCAACACCCUGGACACCAGAGGAACUUUCACACCCAUCAUCACCCCAAAAAGAAGAGCAAGCAUCGGGGUUCAUCCCCACCACCACCUCAUGAAUUCAAAGCAUACCAGCUGUAUACCCUGUAUCGGGGAAAGGAUGGGAAAGUGAUGCAGGCACCAAUUGAUGGGUGUCGCUGUGAACCACUCAUCAACAAGCUGGAGAAUCAGUUGGAGGCAACUGUGGAGGAGAUAAAAGCAGAGCUGGCGGCGGUUCAAGACAAAAUGAACACGAAGCUGGGACAGGUGGAGACUAAGACACAGCACCAAAUGCGUGUUUUGGACAAGCUGAUGGUUGAGCGACUGUCAGCAGAGAGGACAGAGUGCCUGAGUCGCCUGCAACAGCACUCUGAUGCGGAGAAGCACGAGGGAGAGAAACGCCAGAUGUCCUUAGUGGAUGAAUUAAAAACCUGGUGCAUGUUAAAGAUUCAGAAUCUGGAACUGAAGCUUUCUGGAGAUUCUAGGACCUCCAGGGCUAAAUCCACACCAUCCACAUGUGACUCCUCUACAGGAAUGGACCCAUCAGUAGCGACUGCAGGUCCUGCAGUGACAUCGGACAGUUCCUCUCAGGUAGUUAGGCCCAAGGAAAAGGCCCUCAAUUCCACUGCUACCCAGAAACUCCAACAAGAGCUGUCUUCCUCAGACUGUACAGCCUCCCGGGUGAGGAAAGUCAAGGUCCAGGCAGGCCUGCUACCCUCCAGUGAGGCAGCUAAAGGUGACCAGCAGGCUGGGCCCUGUGUCAACAGAGGCACUCAGACCAAGAAGUCUGGGAAAAGUGGGCAGGCAAGGCAUCGAGGCCAGCAGCCAGCAGCCAGCAGCAUCUGCGGCCCAGCUCCACCAGCAGCAGGUGGUGAGCAGACUGCCCCUCAUGUUCGAGAUGCUUCUCAAGCACUGGAGCUCACCCAGUAUUUCUUUGAAGCUGUUUCUUCCCAGAUGGAAAAGUGGUAUGAAAGGAAGAUUGAAGAAGCACGAAGCCAAGCCAAUCAGAAAGCCCAGCAAGACAAGGCCAUACUGAAGGAACACAUUAAAAGUCUCGAAGAGGAACUUGCUAAAUUGAGGAGUAAGGUGCAGAAGGAAAAUUAAGACUUGGGAACAAAGGCAGAUUCUUAAAUUUUGGGUUCUGCAACUGCCAAAUAGCUAUACCCAGGGAAUUGCUUAUUGUAUGCAGACUUUGCCUUUUAAGAAAAAUCGCCAAUUACUAAAAUAUGCCAGACACCUGCUUCUUACGCCUGGAAGUAUUACA